UGACAAUCAGGAAAAUGAGAUGAGUUCGUGGGAACGUCACACUGAAUGGAACGUCGUCGCAUAGCGACCAAGUAAACAGUGUUUCUGUGGACAGCAAUGCCGCGGGGAUUCGGCUAUAAAGCAGAGAGCAGGAGAGUGACUCUAGCAGCAGUAGCACUACAGGACCAUAUCACACGAAGCGUUCCUAUUCAAAACAUUCCCCAUAACCUCUCCAUAUCAGUCACUUCUUGUCCCGCUGGUUGUGGGGCUGCACAUGUUAGAAGGAGGCACAAAAACCACAACACAAGGCAGAGAGUCAGAUAUCCUGAGCAGACACAAGGACAAGAGGAGAGAGAAUAUGUGCUGGAUCAUGCCCCUCCACCUCUGACUCUUGCCCAGAGGAUGGGUCUGGUGGCAGCUCCCUCAAGAAGACUAACAGCAGAGGAGUGGGCAGAGGUCAAAACCAGGUCCAUCCAGGAGGGAGACUCAACCCAGCCCUGUGUGAUAUGCAGGGAGGAGUUUCGUCUGCAACCACAGGUCCUACUCUCCUGUUCCCAUGUAUUUCACAAAGUGUGUCUGAAGUCUUUUGAGAAGUUCUCAGGCAGGAAGAGCUGCCCAAUGUGUAGGAAGGAGCAGUAUGAGACAAGGGUGAUCUAUGAUGGUGCUCGGCUCUAUCGAGAAAAGUGUGCUCUCAGAAUACAGGCUUUCUGGCGUGGCUACCUUGUUCGCAAAUGGUACAGCAACAUAAGGAAACACGUGCCUCCAAAAGACCAACAAUUAAGACGAAGAUUCUUUGAAAAAAAGUUUCAGGAGAUGAACGACAGAUUGGUGCAGUCAUGCAGCACAGACGUGGAAGCGUUCCUGAACGAUAUCGAUCGCUCUGUGGCCAUGAGCCACGACAUCCUGCGCCGCUUUGACGUCAAGUACACAAGUGUUUCUGAAAUGGAGGAUAAGGACUGGCUGGAAGCUCAAGAGAAGGCUGUCCAGCGAGGUGUUCAGGACUGCGCCAUUUGCCUGAACUGCUUAAGCUCACACAAUGGCUCAUCGAAGAAAGACAGAAAUAUCCUAUUAUUAUCCUGUUCCCAUAUCUUCCACGAACCCUGUCUGCAGGCCUUUGAGAUUUUCUGCCAGGAGGCGAAACCCAAAUGUCCUCUCUGCCGGUCACACUACGCUAAAAUGCUCGUUUCUAAUUGAAGCUCACUAUAAUUAUUACAUUGUCCUCCUGAUGUUCUAGUGUAUUUACUUAAUGUAACAAAUUAAACUUCCUCCACAACACA
Molecule: messenger RNA, 1256 nt
Organism: Megalobrama amblycephala (Wuchang bream)
Lineage: Eukaryota; Metazoa; Chordata; Actinopteri; Cypriniformes; Xenocyprididae
Gene: rnf32
Product: ring finger protein 32
Exons: 8
Coding region: 97-1173 (358 amino acids)
Molecular function (GO): protein binding
Source: RefSeq, a predicted model, not a curated record